AUGGUGAAAUCUUGGAGAAGAAAUUGUGUCUUGCUCUUGAGGAUUAAUCUUGAGAGAAAAACCCUACUUUUUUAUGCUUUGGAUGAAUCUGAAGUUCUAUGCUUCGUUUUGAUAUAUCUAGGUAUUGCUGAAUGGGAUCUGCGAUGCGUUGGUAUUGAUCGUGUUAGCAGUUGUCUUGGUGGUGGUGGCGGUGCUCUUGGUUGUUGUGUUGGUGGUGUUGGUAUUGGUGUUGGUAGUGGUGGUUGUAUUGGUAGUCUUGGUGUUGGUGUUGGUGGCAUUGGUGGUGGUAUUGGUAUUAAUUGUGUUGGUGAUCUUGGUGGUGGUGGUGGUGUUCUUGGUGGUUGUGUUGGUGGUUAUGGUAUUGGUGGUGGUGAUGUUGUUGAUGUUGGUGGCAGCCAUGUUGUUGUUGCUGCCAGUCGUGAUGAUGAACAUGUUGAUGCUUAA
This is a messenger RNA of Capsicum annuum, 444 nucleotides long. RefSeq names its product glycine-rich cell wall structural protein-like. The record is from RefSeq and is a predicted model, not a curated record. The transcript has 3 exons. NCBI's taxonomy places the organism in Eukaryota, Viridiplantae, Streptophyta, Magnoliopsida, Solanales, Solanaceae. Bases 1 to 444 code for a protein of 147 amino acids.